Messenger RNA from Cornus florida, 1110 nucleotides. RefSeq lists its product as uncharacterized. Lineage: Eukaryota; Viridiplantae; Streptophyta; Magnoliopsida; Cornales; Cornaceae. Bases 1 to 1110 code for a protein of 369 amino acids. The transcript has 4 exons. The record is from RefSeq and is a predicted model, not a curated record.
AUGAAGCAACACGAGGAUGAACGACUCCAAGCUUUCCUCACCCAGUUCAACCUUGUUAAAAGCAUGGUAAUGGAAUGUCAUUCAUCCAUAGCGGUCCAAGCGUUUAAACUUGCAAUGAACCGAGGGACACCGUUCCACACAAGCUUGGUGGUGAAUACGCCGAAGACCAUGGACGAGCUGAACAAGAGAGCUGACAGUUUUGUGCAUCUGGAAGAAGAAGAGGCAGCUAACGAGCCUAAGGAGACAAGUGGAGAUGCUGAUCGCAACGGGGGAAUUUGCAGGAUAUGUUCAAGGUCUGGCGUUCCUUAUGAAAAUCCAUUGGUCGUCAGUCUGACAAUUGCAGAAUACCUAGUACGAAGAGUUCUGAUUGACCCAGGAAGUAGUGCAAACGUCAUGCCCAGAUUAACGUUCGACCGCCUCAAGAUCGAACCCGAGAAACUUAAACCCACAGGAAAUCCAUUGCUAAGAUUUGAUGGGAAGCGGGUGGAGCCCAUUGGAAUGGUGGAAUUGAUAGUACAAGUUACUGAGAGAGUCUUGAGUGAGAGUUUUGUGGUCAUAGAAAUUCAUCCAUCCUACAACCUCUUGAUGGGAAGAGGGUGGAUUCACAGAGUUCAGGGUGUCCCAUCAACCCUACAUCAAGCGAUGCGAUACUUGGGUCCGGAUGGGACCAAGGUGAUUGACAUUCAUGAGGACCAGAUCGACUAUAAGAAGCCGAACCGAACAACGAGGGUGGGAUCCAGACUUACUGAAGAAGAAAAACUAGGGUUGAUUGACUUCUUGACUCGGAAUGCAUAUGUAUUCGCAUGGAGCCAUUCAGAUAUGCCAGGGAUUAGUCCUUCUGUGUCCUGUCAUUCCCUUAAUGUAGAUCCGAACGUAAAACCUAUGAAGCAAAAGCAGAGAAGAUUUGCUCUAGAACGCAAUCGAAUCAUAGUUGAGGAAAUUGAUCGGUUGCUCGAGGCAGGAUUCAUUAGAGAGGUUCAGUACCUAGCCUGGCUCUCCAAUGUCGUUGUUGUGCAGAAAAAGAAUGGGAAAUGGAGAGUAUGUAUUAACUUCACUAAUCUGAACAAAGCUUGCCCAAAUGAUAGUUUCUCAUUGCCACAGAUUGAUUAA